Molecule: messenger RNA, 2196 nt
Organism: Trypanosoma theileri
Lineage: Eukaryota; Euglenozoa; Kinetoplastea; Trypanosomatida; Trypanosomatidae
Exons: 1
Coding region: 1-2196 (731 amino acids)
Source: RefSeq, a predicted model, not a curated record
AUGACUCUACAAGCAGAUAAUAAGAAAAAUAAUAAUAAUAAUAAUGCUGCUACCAGGGGAGGAAAAGGUAAAGAAGUUGUUCAUACUUCUAUAACGAAACCUUCUAUUACUCCUCAAGAAGCAGUGGAGGUGAAAUGUACAUUGCAGCAGUGUCGUCCACCAAGACUAUAUUGUUAUCCACGUGUACGUGCCCACUCUACACUGCUUGUAUGUUUGCGUACAAUGGAGUCUUUGGGUUCCAUUUGGCCAAAGAGAGUUCUUCGCAGUAGUCUCACUAUAAAUAAUAGAGUACUAUCCGCUGUCAAACAGGCUGUUCGUACUCCACAAAAGUUAAACAAUUCUUCUAUAGAUAAGAAAUCUUCUGUAGAUGUAGAUCUCCAACUCACACAGUGUCUCUAUCCAGGAAGUCAAGUGGCUCUUGUGAGUGAUAGUACAGUUAGUAUGAUGGAUGCCCUCUUACGAUAUCUUUGUAUUUCGCAGGGAACUACUGUAUUUCUACCGGGAUUAUUACUUCAUCCAUAUUUUUAUCUUCUGCAACUCUUUGAUCGAUGGAUGUUGCGUGUAGUGGGAUAUGAUGUGGAUACGGUAACUAUGACUGCAGAUGAAAAUGAUAUUCGAAAGAAAGCAUUAAAACUUGGUCUUCUUACUUCAUCCAAAAAGAAAGAAACCACAUCAGAGAGUAAAGGAUGUCGACCUCUUGUUUUAUUGAUUGGAAUGGGUGGAAGAUUUCUUAUAAAUGCAGAUCGUAUGGUUCACUUUGCCCGUCAUGAACUUCACGCGUUAACGGUAGAAUUACAUCCUGUAAAGGCAAUCACAUUAACUUCCUCUGAAGAGAGUAAAGAAAAUCGUAUGAAUAUGCAAGCGGAUAUGCAUAUCACUUGUAUGGAUGCCGCAGGUGAAAUAGGUGGGGCAGUGGCAUUUACAAUAGAUCCUUUAUUAGCUCAAGGAAUACUUUCACAAUUACAAAAACGUUCACCAGCGGCCACUCAAAGACAAUGGGUUAUGUUAACAAGACAUAUUGCUCACUUAUUAUUAUCAGAUGGAAUGAGUUUUCAAUUUGUAUUGCAAGCUGUACAGUUAUGGUCUAUGAUAGCACAUGCAAUAGAUACAGCUACAAUGUGGAUGCAUAGAGGAGGAAAUACUCCACAAGAACAAUUACAAAAUAAAGAAGAAAUAGAGAAGGAGGAAAAAGAAAAAGAAAAAGAAAAGAAGAAAACGACGAAGAAGAAAGUAGUAAACCAAAGUACUAUUACAAAUGCUGAUAAAAUAUUUGAAUUCAUAAUGAAACCACGAGUAGUAGAGAUGCAGAUUCCUCCAAUCUCUGAGAAGAAUGAUAGUAAUAAUAAUAAUCAUCAUAGUGAUAGUUCUUCCAUGUCCAAUAACACUCAGGAUCUUUUUACCUUUUCAAAACCACAUCGUGCAGUUAUUAUAUGGAUGAUGAAUGCUGCUCUUACUAUGCAAAGACGUGUGGAAAAAGAGUGUUUCUCUCUUUGGGAAUUUCUUUCAUAUAUUCGCAAUGAUGUGGAAGUUGUUUCCUGUGGAGAACCCCAUACACCGUGGAAUUGCGUAAUGGGGUACUCUGAUAAUAUCAUAUUACGUGUGCGAUCACCUCAUCUCGCAGCUCAGGCUCUACACACUGCAGGAUUUGAUGCUGUGGCUGCCGUUACUCAUCUCUGGCAUAGUGGAUAUACCUUUUUUGAUGAGAAGAGCAAUAAUAGUAAUAAUAAGAAUAAUAGCGAUAGUGGGAAAAGAAAUAAUACUACUAAUAGUAGUAAUAGUAAUAGUAGUAGUAUUAGUAGCGACAGUAAUAAUAAUAGUUCUUCAAAGUGGAAACUGGACUCAUUGACGCUACGUGAAGUUGUUCUUCUUCCUGAUUGUCCUCAGUGUGAAGCUCUUGCACAACGCAUGCUGUUUUUACCACUUUAUCCAGAAAUGAAAUGGAAAAACCGGCAAAAACUUCAUCGUGUGAAGGCAACAUUUCCAUCGUUUCUAUUUAAAAGUCCCAGUGAAAAAUUCCAUCAGUAUGUAUUGAAUACACCAGAUCAUCAUGCUUAUCGAUCCGUUGAGGUAACUGCAUUAAUGACAUCCUGGUUACAACGAAGAGGUGGGAAGGAAAAGACCUUUAUAGAUCCUCAACCACUUUUAUUUUGGGCGUUACUAGGACCAAUUCCAGGUUACUUACUUUCCAAGUUAUAA